This is a messenger RNA of Dissoconium aciculare CBS 342.82, 1143 nucleotides long. RefSeq names its product actin-related protein, ARP1 class. The coding region runs from base 1 to 1143 and encodes 380 amino acids. The transcript is spliced from 2 exons. The record is from RefSeq and is a predicted model, not a curated record. NCBI's taxonomy places the organism in Eukaryota, Fungi, Ascomycota, Dothideomycetes, Mycosphaerellales, Dissoconiaceae.
AUGGGCGACCUCCACAACACACCCAUUGUGAUUGACAAUGGAAGUGGCACAAUCCGCGCAGGCUAUGCUGGCGAGGACUCCCCUCGCUGCUUCUUUCCUUCAUAUGUCGGUCGGCCGAAGCAUCUCCGCGUCAUGGCUGGCGGGCUGGAGGGCGACGUAUUCAUUGGCAAUCGGGCACAAGAACUCCGAGGGCUAUUGAAGAUCCGUUAUCCAUUGGAGCAUGGCAUCGUCACAGACUGGGAUGAUAUGGAGAGGAUCUGGCAACACAUCUACACGGACGAGCUCAAGACGCUAAGCGAAGAGCACCCUGUCCUGCUCACGGAGGCGCCGCUCAACCCUCGCGCGAAUCGCGACACCGCUGCGCAGAUCCUCUUCGAGACGUUCAACGUGCCUGCAUUGUAUACUUCAAUACAGGCCGUACUCUCGCUGUAUGCUUCAGGACGGACUACAGGAAUCGUAUUGGACGCAGGAGAUGGUGUGUCACAUGCCGUGCCGGUCUACGAGGGAUUUGCGAUCCCCAACAGCAUCCGUCGAAUCGACGUCGCCGGGCGGGAUGUCACUGAAGAGCUGCAACGCCUGUUACGAAAAGGAGGAAACGUGCUACACACUAGUGCGGAAAAGGAGAUCGUCAAGAGCAUGAAGGAGAAGCUAUCAUACGUCGCGCUGGAUCCCAAGAAGGAGGAGAAAGAAUGGACAAGCGCGAGCAGCCGUGGCGGUGAGGGCAAGAUGGCCGAGUAUACACUCCCCGACGGCCGGAAACUCAAAGUCGGCCCCGAGCGAUUCCGUGCCCCAGAGAUCCUCUUCGAGCCGGAACUCAUUGGACUGGAGUGGCCGGGUCUCCACCAGAUCGUGGUCGACUCGAUUAACCGGACGGACAUGGACCUCCGAAAGUCGCUAUUCGGCAACAUUGUCCUUUCUGGUGGCUCGACCAUGAUCAAAGGCUUCGGCGAUCGAUUGCUUCAUGAGGUGCAACGGCUCGCGGUCAAGGAUAUGCGCAUCAAGAUCUUUGCGCCGCCGGAGCGUUUGUACAGCACAUGGAUUGGAGGGAGCAUCCUGGCGGGGCUCAGCACGUUCAGGAAGAUGUACGUGACGAUUGACGAUUGGCAUGAAAAUCCGGAUAUUAUUCAUCAAAAAUUUGCUUAG